Molecule: messenger RNA, 1757 nt
Organism: Pezoporus occidentalis (night parrot)
Lineage: Eukaryota; Metazoa; Chordata; Aves; Psittaciformes; Psittacidae
Gene: GAL3ST2
Product: galactose-3-O-sulfotransferase 2
Exons: 4
Coding region: 192-1445 (417 amino acids)
Biological process (GO): glycolipid biosynthetic process; glycoprotein biosynthetic process
Cellular component (GO): membrane
Molecular function (GO): galactosylceramide sulfotransferase activity
Source: RefSeq, a predicted model, not a curated record
AAUUAACUUCCUCCCACCCCCGGGAACACCUAGCCACUCCCUUUGUCCUCACCUAUCCCAGCCAUUUAUAGCAGCUAUGGGAUGCUAGAAAUAGAGCCGUGUCCACUAAGAGCCCAGGAGCCUGUAGACAAAAGGAGUAGUGCAGUCGAUUCACAAAGGAGGUAUUCUCCAGCUCGCUGCAGUGAGGCAGCAUGAAAAGCCCUGGGUGCACUUCAAGGCAUACCAAAUGUCUCGUCGUUAUCAGCCUUUGCCUGGGACUGAUCUUCCUGUCGGGAUUCUUCCGUAUGAAGAAUAAAGACUACACAAUCUCAAAGGUCCACGAGGAACUGCUGAUCCCUUUCAUGCCUUGCCGUGCCAAGACUAAUGUCAUGUUCCUCAAAACCCACAAGACAGCCAGCAGCACCGUCCUGAACAUCAUGUUCAGGUUCGCAGAGAGGUACAACCUCACCGUCGCACUGCCAGCUGACCAGCUUGUCCACCUGGGCUACCCAAACACCUUCCUGGCCCACUUUGUGGAGGAAUUCCAAGCCAUAGGACGAAACUAUAACAUCAUGUGCAAUCACCUGCGGUUUAACCCCUCUGAGGUGCAAAAGGUGAUGGCAGCAAACACUUUCUACUUCUCCAUCCUGAGGAACCCCAUUCCUCUGCUGGAGUCUUCCUACAUCUACUACAAGGACACUGUCCCUGCCUUCAGGAUCUCCAAGGACGUGAAUGAAUACCUGGCGUCACCCAUGAAGUAUUACUAUCCAGCGGAUUACAAGCGAAACAUCUAUGCCAGGAAUAUCAUGUGGUUUGACUUUGGGUAUGACAACAAUGCAGAGGACAACAAAAAGUACAUUCAGGCAGUCUUGAAGGAGAUUGAACAGAACUUCCACCUGAUCUUGAUAGCAGAAUACUUUGAUGAGUCCAUGAUCCUCUUGAAGCACACUUUGUGCUGGGAUCUGGAUGAUGUGGUUUACUUUAAGCUCAAUUCCAGAAGCCAGGACACUGUCCAGACCUUGACUCCAGAAAGCGAGGAGCAGAUAAAAGCAUGGUGCUCACUAGACUGGAAGCUCUACCUGCACUUCAACCAGAGCUUCUGGAGGAGAAUUGAGGAGACUAUAGGCCUUGAGGAGCUGGAGAAGGAGGUGAGUCGCCUGCGAAUGAGACAGAAGGAGCUCAUGGAGACCUGUCUCUCGGACCAGGAGGCAGUGGGGAAGGAUCACAUCAAGAACAAAGCUCUCCUGCCUUUCCAGUCAGGGGAUGCAAAUAUCCUUGGGUAUAACCUCAAACAAGACUUAGACAACAGGACACUGAGAACCUGCCAGAAAAUGGUAAUGCCAGAGCUCCAGUACACAUCCUAUCUUUACGCUGCCCAACACCCGCACAAGAAGAGGAAGCAGUUAGGCUUGCCCUUGCUGUGGACCACUUUCCAGGAGAAGAUGCAGCCCCCAACUCCCAACUAGGGCAUGUGACAACUCACUGCAGUUUCCCACCCCUUCGCGUCACCCCAUGUCUGGCACAUGACUGGUCCACAAGGCUCUUGCACAAGAGAGAGAGGCAGGAGAGGGCUUUGUUCAGGGCCACCAAACUGGUGGUGGGUCCCUUUUUGGGGAUGUUGAGCCCAAGGCUCUGCAUUGUCCAGAUCCUGCAUGAUGCCUGUUGCCAGGCAGGGGGACAGCCUGCUGCUGCUGCAUGCCAGGCGGGCUUUCAGCUGGCUUAGACAUUCCUGCCUCUUAAUCAUUAAUCACGGGCUUAAUCAUUUUGUUUGCAUUUGA